AUGAGUGAAACGGGUUUCAUUUCUUACCCCCCCCCUCAACCAGACUUUUGGAUUUAUUUUGCCAAAUAUCUAAGAAAUUUUUGGGUUCAGUGGGCUAUAGUUUUUGUUCCUUUUAUUCUUUUUACUCUUUACUUAAAAUUUACAAUGCCUUCUUAUCAUAUAAACGAAAAAGAAAGCCUAGAAGAUUUAGAUAUCGAUGAAAAAAAACAAACCAAAAUGGCGAAAAAUAACAUAAAGAGAAGCUUUUAUAAUUCAUGA
This is a messenger RNA of Plasmodium gallinaceum, 258 nucleotides long. Its product is annotated as conserved Plasmodium protein, unknown function. The record is from RefSeq and is a predicted model, not a curated record. The coding region runs from base 1 to 258 and encodes 85 amino acids. The transcript is spliced from 3 exons. Lineage: Eukaryota; Apicomplexa; Aconoidasida; Haemosporida; Plasmodiidae.